Molecule: messenger RNA, 2360 nt
Organism: Carassius carassius (crucian carp)
Lineage: Eukaryota; Metazoa; Chordata; Actinopteri; Cypriniformes; Cyprinidae
Product: inositol-trisphosphate 3-kinase B-like
Exons: 8
Coding region: 495-2276 (593 amino acids)
Biological process (GO): inositol phosphate biosynthetic process
Cellular component (GO): cytoplasm; nucleus
Molecular function (GO): inositol tetrakisphosphate kinase activity; inositol-1,4,5-trisphosphate 3-kinase activity
Source: RefSeq, a predicted model, not a curated record
GAUUUUAUAAAUAAAAAUACUGUAUAGUAGUGGAGAGUUUUAAUAAGACUCAAAAUUAAAUGACUAUAUGGGUCAAGAUGUUAAUCCACCAUCCAAUAAUUUUUUGUAUAUACAUACAUAAUAUAUUGAUAUAAUUUUUUGAAUCUAGUUUACUUUAAAUGGUAAAACAUGGUGAUAGGAACACCACAGUCAUUAAGUUAAUUCCUGGGAAAUAUGCAUGCUGAUAAAAUACAUUUCUCACAGCUGAAGGCAUCUACCAACUGGAAACACAUUCAUGACGUGUUUGCCAGAGUCAGUCUGCUGAGUUCUCGACAUGAGAGUGUGGGCCAGCCGUCAGCCAACCUCCGAAAGAGCUGAUUGUAAAAUAUGUUGUGGAAAACCAUGAUGUCACAUUAUGCAAAGCACUGUCGGAAAACGUUGACAGCGAGACUUUAAACAUGCAUUGAGUCUUUGACGCUGAACUGCUGGUGGGUUCAGCUUAACACACAGGAGUGAUGAAAGAUUGGCAACUUGGAUUCUCUUCUUCUAGAGCUCAAAAUAACCAAACAGGAGUUUCAUCCAUUUUUGAUGAGAAUUUUCCUCCAAGCGGCUUCAUGAAAGACUUGGAUUCUCCUCCAGAAAGAAUGAGCACAUUGUCAGAGAAGAAGAGCAAUGGAAGUGAUGGAGAGAGCAUGAGAGAUGCCAUAGAAGAAAGCAUUUUUGAUUUCUCACCGUCUUCGAUCACUCAAAGUAAUCAUAUCAAGAAAACAGGCUUCAGAGCCAGACCUAAACUGGCUUCUGCUCACGCCGUCCUUUCAUCCAAGCUAGAAGAUCCAACAGAAAUGCAGACAAAUGCAUGUGAGGAACCAGAGGAUAGGAAACCAGAACCUCUGAAACGUGUUUGCAUGGAUCCCCUACCAAUAGCUGCUGGAGAAACAACCAAGGACGAAGAUGUGGAAGAGCAGAAAGUGAAAGAGGGGGUGACGGCAGGUGAAAAUCUUCUAGAAGAGGGUUCAAAAGUGGCCUUGAAUGCAGCAACUAGGAAAAUCCUGUGGAGAAGAAAGAUCGAACCGAGGGAAAGGCUGGGAGCAAGUGUGGAGAGUAUCGACGAGAGUAACGAGGGAGAUUUCAGCAACAAACGACUGCACAGGAAGAAGAGUUGGGGGUUAAGACAGAGAAACACACAAACGCUUGAGUCAUUACAUGAUGGAGAACAGUAUAUGGGGGGAAGUAUGGAGAAAGAUGGUGAGGAAGAAUUAGUUCCACACCCUGUUCUCUCUCGGGUUCUCUUUCACUCUUCAGCUUCAUCCUCCUCUUCCUUCAACAACUCUUCAGCAGAGAGCGAUGAGGUUUUCAGUGAAAAUGAGGACACUGCCACCCGGAGGCAGACCAUGAAGAAGUGUCGAUCUUGGAGAACGUUUUUGACCAUGAUGCAGUGGUCUAAACGUACACAAAGCUCAUGGAUCCAGCUAGCGGGUCACCAAGGUAACGUGAGGCUGAGUGAGGGUGGCGAGGUGCUGAAGAGGUUUUGCGAGGUUGAGGCCGUCUGUCUGCAGGUCCUCAUGUCUGAUGCGCUCUGUCAGUUUGUGCCUCAUUAUUUCGGGCACAUCAGUCAGGACGGAGAACAAUACAUCCGUCUAGAGGAUCUGCUUAGCGGGCUCAAAAAUCCUGUCAUCAUGGACUGCAAAAUGGGUGUGCGGACAUACCAAGAGGAGGAGAUAAGUAAGGCCAGGAGCAAUGCCAUUGUGCGCUCUGAUAUGUAUCAAAAGAUGGUGAAAGUAGAUCCGGCAGCUCCCACUGCAGAAGAACAUGCACAAAGAGGUGUAACCAAGCUGCGUUACCUGCAGUGGAGGGAUGACAGCAGUUCCACCUCGUCACUGGGCUUCCGCAUAGAAGGCAUUGUGAUGGGAAAUGGUAAAGUAUUACGAGACUUUUACAAGACACGCACAGAAGCUCAAGUGACAGAAACACUGUUAACCUUCACCAGGAGACAGGUCCACAUUCUAGAGGCCUACGAAUCCAGGUUACAGGCACUGAACAAAGCACUCAAGGAGUCAAACUUUUUCAACAGACAUGAGAUCAUAGGCAGCUCUUUACUUUUCGUCCAUGACUGCAGCAGCAAAGCAAACAUAUGGAUGAUAGAUUUUGGAAAGACCAUCCCAACCCCAGAGGAUGUCCAGCUGAGGCAUGAUGUUCCAUGGGUGGAGGGAAACAGGGAAGAUGGGUACCUCAUUGGACUGACCUCACUCAUCACUCUGUUGGGGGAAGCCAUCAAGCAAGCAGGGGAGCAAAGCUGAGAGUGACCUCAUAUAUACUCACUUAUACAGAUCAUUUCAUGUUGGAUCUAUCGAUAGUAGGGAUGUAACGAUUAACCACGAGCC